GGUCGUGUUAGAACUAAGACGGUGAAAAAGGCCUCAAGGGUCAUCAUCGAGAAGUACUACCCUCUGCUGACUCUCGACUUUCACACCAACAAGCGAGUCUGUGAAGACAUAGCCAUCAUUCCAAGCAAGAAACUAAAGAAUAAAAUUGCAGGGUACGAUAGUAUCUAAUUAUUUACAUGUUUUUAUUGUCAUGUUUUGGCUGAAUUGUGUUGAAGUGAAUGUGAGGAUUUGCAGAACAGUCUAGGGCUGUCAAUAAGAUUUCAAGUUGCCAGGUGAAUACAAGUCAGUGGAAAAUCAAACAGCUAUAGAUUUCUUUUGGUUCUAUUUUUCUUCUGUUUUCCCAUGAAAUUAUCAGGGGACAAACUUCAUAUAUAGUACAGUGAUACCUUGUUAGUACGGUCGUCACUGGGUAAAAAUUGGCCAUAUUAACGGGAUGGCCAUAUUACCGGGCAGGCUCAAAUUUCAUGACUUGAGGGCUGUAAUGACAAAUAGACCAUACAUCGCAUUCGCAUUUUUUGUUCUCAUUAUUAAACAACCGGAAUGUAGAUACUGUAAUAAUAAUUGUUGAAAAAACUAAUUGAAAUUUUCCUUCAGUACAUGUAACUCUUUUAAAAGUCGGCUAUAAAUCGCCACAAGUGCAUUGUAAGUGCACUGUAGUCUAAAAACAGUACAAUAAUAAGCUCAGAUUACUAGGUCAAUAAAAUUGACAUGUCACAGGCAUUUUGAUAUUCUAAACUUCUUUAAGGGACAGACCCAAGUUUCUGCCUUACGUAGUUGUCCGUAAUGCAAGGAUGCAAGACUUAACUGUAUUAUGUUUUUGAGCAAAUUUCCUGUUGUGUUGUAGAAAUGUUAAUCUAAAAUAUUUACCACAAUGCAGCAUUCUCCAAGGGUUUGGCAUUUCAACAUUUUCAAAUUUCCUUUAAGGCUUUAUAAUUAUGUAGUUUAUUAUGGAGAAAACUUUGUUUGAUUUCUACAUUUUUGCUUAAGGUUUGUUACCCAUCUGAUGAAGCGUAUCCAGAAGGGUCCUGUGCGUGGAAUCUCCAUUAAGUUGCAGGAGGAAGAACGUGAAAGGAGGGACAACUAUGUUCCAGAGGUUGGUAAACUGAUUGCAAAUGUAAUGGUUAAGGGUGCUGGGGGUCAUUUUCAAAAUGUUGAUUGGUUUUGAGGGGUCGUUUUUAGAUAAGAAAGUACUACCAGGGGAUCGUUUUAAAAAAUUUCAUGAAAGUAGUAUAAAAUCAGUAACGAUCAUCAAUUAGGACUACAGAAGAAGAAAAAAAAGAAAUGCCUGCAUUUUUAGAGUCUUGUUCUGCUAAAGCAAGCUCGACUAAUGAUGUCACAUUACCUCUUAGUGCAAAUGGCCUAUUGGUAAGAUAUUUGCAUCAAUUAAAAGGGGAAUGGCAUGAACAUUCCUGUUGGCCAAAAACAUGGAAUGGAGAACUUUUUUCUAAAGCAAUAAGAUUUUUGUUAAAUGUUGACGCCUGUCCCCAAACUAUCGAACAAUAGGAUAAAUAAGGCAAGAUGAAAGCUUGGUGUAUAUUUAGGAAGGUAUGUUGAGGAGCAAAGUGCCUCAAUUUAGCAAUUAAACCAACCGUUUUACUUAAUUUAGUAGCUACAUUGUCAAUGUGAAUUUUCCACAAGAGAUUUUUGUCAAUCAAAAUGCCGAAAGAGCAAUUUGCAAGCUGUGUUUGGUGCGAUGGUGUGUUUGUUAAACGUUUUGAAGCCUUUUAAGUUUUUUGUCUUGUUCCUUUUGUCACAGUUCCAGUUAUCUCUGUACAUUAUAAAAAUAAUCCUUUUUAAAACAGGGCAGGUGUUUUUGGUUGUCGUGUAACAUUUAUCAUUUAUUGGUUGUUUGUUAUUCAGGUGUCUGCCAUAGAGCAAGAUAUCAUUGAAGUUGACCCAGACACUAAGGAAAUGUUGAAGGUCUUGGUAAGUCUAGUACAUUUUCCACAAAAAUUACUUAAGUGAACUUUAAUUUUCCAAAAGUGACAUCUAUUGCUAGCUAGCCCUUACGUCCUUCUACUGACCAUUUUUUUUAAGGGGUGCAUCAGUGCAUUAUUUAUUCAAAGGUACUGUACAUUUCCCUCAAAUAAACACUUCCUUCAAAUGAGCACUUCAUUUACAAGCAAAAAUAUCGUUAUGAUAAUAAAUGCUUAGUUAUCCUCUCCCCUAAUGGGGCUUUUCAGCGAUAAUGAAACAAAUAAUUCAAAUGGAACAUAACAAAGUUAAGGGUGGAUUUCCACUCUUGUGUAAUUUUUACAUGCAUGUACAAGCACGUAAAUUUUGCUCACGCAAACAAAAUAGAGACAAGGUAUGAAGUGUUGUGCUCAAAUGUGAUGUUGUGUUUGGUGCAACUUUAACUUUUACAUGCAAUCUUUCAUGCAUUGCUUCUCUUCUAUUUGCAAACAUAAAUUUUACUCAGGCACGCAUGUAAAAAUUAUGAGACGGUGGAAAUCCACGUGAAGAAUCCCAAUUCGUAGGAGGCAAGCCAGUUGGCUAGUUUAGAAGCGUGGCCGAGGAUUUUGAACUCAGGACUGUGGAGAACAAAUCCAGCUAGUGGUUAGGGUGGGACUUGAACUCAGGCCCAGCGCCCUAACCACUCUGGCCGUGCUGCCUCCAUUAACGUUCUUAAUCCUGAGUAUUGCUGUUUUAACGAGUUAUUUAGAUCUUGAAUAGCAGGGUACAAAGAAAGUCAGUUUUACAGCCUGCCAUUCGGGCAAAUAACAAGCAUGUACCAGCCCACAAGUCGUUUUAGCUAGCCCCAAAACCCUUUUUGAUUAGCAGGAUUGAUUACAAUCCUUCUGCAAUUUGAAUUUCCCCAAAAAACAGCACUUGCCCAUCGGGCAAGUUAAGUACAAAAAUCACUAGCCAGAUAGCAAAAUCCACUAGCCCUAGGCUACUGGACAGGACUUUCUUUGCCCGCUGAAUGGAUAUAAAAUUGAAUUGCGUUUAAGUGUUCUUCUUUCUUGAUUUCAGGACUUUGGUAAUAUUUCUAACCUCCAAGUAACUCAGCCAAUCAAUGCCACACAGGGUUUCCGUCCUGGAGGAGGUAGUGGAAUGAGGUCUUAA
Molecule: messenger RNA, 3066 nt
Organism: Porites lobata
Lineage: Eukaryota; Metazoa; Cnidaria; Anthozoa; Scleractinia; Poritidae
Source: the annotation of a GenBank genome assembly